Molecule: messenger RNA, 1989 nt
Organism: Rotaria socialis
Lineage: Eukaryota; Metazoa; Rotifera; Eurotatoria; Philodinida; Philodinidae
Source: the annotation of a GenBank genome assembly
AUGACAUUAUUAUUGAUAAUAAAUAUUUUCUUCUCAAUAUUAUUUUCAAAUACAAUUCUAUUACCAUUACCAUUCAAUCAGUAUGCUUAUAUGCUUGCACGAGAAAGAAUUAAACAACAUGAUAGAAGUGUACAAGCUCAAAAUCGUCUAAAUUCAAACGAGAAAAUUGUUAAUUUAUAUUUAGAAUUGUUACAAGCUAACGAAUAUGUUAAUACUAAAGAUUAUUUUUAUCCAUCACGUCCAAUUGAGACAGAAAUUAAAAAUAUAACAAAUAGUGUACUGUAUCAUUUCUUAAAAUUGUUACCUAAAGGUGGAAAUCUUCAUCUACAUGAAUUUCAAGUUCUUGAUCGUGAAUUAUUACUUGAGUCUAUAAAAAAUUCUGCUGAAUAUGAUUUAUUAUAUAUUUGUGAUCAAAAUGAUUGUAUCACAAAUAAAUAUUAUCUAAGAUAUUUUAAAGGAAACAUUUCUUCUGGUUGGACCAAAGUCAAAGACUCAAAUUGGACUAUAUCAGAAAUUGUCAAGAAAACAACUUUGAUUGGAAUUUUAAAUGAUCUUAAACCACCAAUAUAUUCUACUGAUACCAAAGCUCGAUGGAAUUUAGCUAAUCAAUAUGGAGUUUUUCAAUUUUAUGGAGAUUUAGUACGAUAUAAUGUUACAAGAUUUAAUUAUAUGAAAUUAGUUUUAGAUCAUGCACUUCAAGAAAAUAUUCAAUUACUAGAAUUUCGACGUGGAUUUUUCGAAAAUUUAUUUUAUUUUAAUGAAGCCGGUUUGAGAAUACCGAUAAAUGCUACUGAAGAACUAGAUUUACUAUUGAGAUUCAAAGAAGAUUAUAAAUUGAAAAAUCCUAAAUUAAUUGAUUUCACAUUUAUAAUUAAUAGUCAAAGGAGUUCGUCAAAAGAACAAAUCAAAACUCAUCUUAGUAAUCUAAUUGACCUUCAACGUUUAUAUCCAGAUUUUAUUCGUGGAUAUGAUAUGGUUGGCGAGGAAGAUCAAGGUCAUACAAUUUUAUUUCACAGUGAAAGUCUUAUGAAUGCAUUUAAUUAUUCAAAGACAACGAAUGGAUCAUUUAAUUUUAUUUUUCAUGCUGGUGAAACUAAUUGGCCUGAAAGUCAUAUUGUAUCAAACUAUGGUGAUAGUGUAUCAACAUUUGAAAAUAUUUAUGAUGCACUUGUACUUCGAACUCGUCGCAUUGGCCACGGACUUAGUUUAGCUAAACGUCCAGAUAUGUAUGAAUAUAUUCGUGACAAACAUAUAGCAAUUGAAAUUUGCCCAGCAAGUAAUCAGCUAUUAGGUUAUGUUGCUGAUCUUCGAAAUCAUCCCGGUAUAGUUUAUCAUCGAAGUGGAAUUCCAAUUGUAUUAUCUGGUGAUGAUCCAGGAAGUUUUGGUUAUAACGAAUUAACAAUAGAUUAUUAUUUAGCAACAAUGGCAUGGGGUUUAAAUCUUGCUGAUUUGAAACAAUUUGCCUGGAAUUCUAUUCAAUAUAGUUCACUUUCCGAUAAUAGAAAACUAGAAGGAUUUCAAAAGUGGGAAAAUCAAUGGAGUUCAUUUAUUGAUUCUUCAUAUAGAUUAGCAUGCAGUCAAACAUUUCCAAAUACAAUUAUAAAUAUAUCUCAUAUAUUACCUUCAUAUGGUCCACAUGAUCAAUCUGUUAAUGUAACACUCUUUGGAUCAGGCUUUGAAAUAGCAAUAUGUAAAAAGAUUAUUUGUAAAUUUGGUGAAAAAGAAGCACAAGGAAUAUUUAUUGAUUUAAACGAAAUUAUUUGUUCAAUACCUUCAAACAGUAAUGAUCUUUUAACGGUACCGAUUUCAAUUGUUAUUGAUAAUGAGACUUUAGAAUCAGGAUUUAAUUAUACAUUUGUCUCGUCAUUACUAGUUAUCGAUGAUGGAACUUUAACUAUAACCAAUUCAUCAAAAAGUGGUAAAUCUUCGAUAAUCAAUCAAAAUUUGAUUUUAUUUUCCCUCGUAUUACUUUUAACAUUCAUCAUAUAG